Ipomoea nil (Japanese morning glory) is the source of this 1726-nucleotide messenger RNA. RefSeq lists its product as uncharacterized. Bases 142 to 1449 code for a protein of 435 amino acids. NCBI's taxonomy places the organism in Eukaryota, Viridiplantae, Streptophyta, Magnoliopsida, Solanales, Convolvulaceae. The transcript is spliced from 4 exons. The record is from RefSeq and is a predicted model, not a curated record.
AAUUAUCAAUCCAAUUCACCCAUCGUUGUCAAGGCGUAUUAGAUAAUGAUUGCGUGUUCAACAAUACAAUCGAUGUCCAUUUACUAUAAUCAUCUCUGUUUGUGAAGCGAUCAUGUACAGAAACCCGGAGAAGGAGAAGCCAUGGAAGAAGGAGCAGAGGUCCCUCUGAGGAUUACGACGAUCAAAGCCUCAUCACCACCGUCACUGCCAUCGGAGCACUCCGCCGAAUUGAGGAGCUUCAAAUCCGAUCUCAAAUGGCUGUUCCUCGACCAAUCCAGCGUGUACAGCGCCGCCCUUUCCUGGUCGCUCUUCUUCAUCUUCGCCAUAGCCGUCCCCCUCGUCUCUCACCUCGUCUACGCCUGCUACGGCUGCGAUACGGUGCACCAGCGGCCGUUCGACGGCAUCGUGCAGCUGUCGCUCUCGGGGUUUGCGACGCUGUCGUUCAUCAGCCUCUCCGCCGCCGCCAGGAAGUAUGGGCUCAGGAGAUUUCUGUUUCUGGAUAAGCUGUGUGAUCAGAGCGAGAAGGUUCAAGAAGGAUAUACUAAUCAGAUUCAUGCAUCAGUGAAGAUCCUAUCAGCUUUUGUUCUCCCCAUUUUCGUAGCGGAUUGUGCCUACAAGAUCUGGUGGUUUGCCUCAGGAGGUACCCAAAUCCCGUACUUCUAUAACCACUACUUGAGCAAUGCCAUUAUCUGCAUACUGCUGCUGUGUUCAUGGCUGUACCGAACAGCGAUUUCGCUCUUUGUCUGUGUCCUGUUCCGGCUGAUAUGUUACCUCCAGAUACUAAGACUGGAAGACUAUUCUCGGGUUUUUGAGAAAGAGGCUAAUGUUUCUGCAAUCUUGAUAGAACAUCUUCGUAUCAGACGAACCCUUCGUGUCAUAAGCCAUCGCUUCAGGUUCUUCAUCUUGACGACUCUUAUACUAGUCACAAUCAGUCAGUUUAUGUCCUUGCUUGUUACGAUGGAGUCUAGCACCAAUACCAACAUCUCUACAGCUGGAGAGCUUGCGUUAUGUUCGAUUACUCUGGUUACUGGGUUGUUCAUAUGCUUGAGGAGUGCAGCAAAGAUCACACACAGGGCCCAUGCUCUCUGUUCCCUGGCGGCCAAAUGGCACGCCUGUGCAACUCUUAGUUCAUUCGAGUUUGACAAUGAGACUCCCUUGUCUCGGACAGAAACGCCUCCGAUGAUAUCUCAGGCGAGUCUCGCAAACUGGGACAGUGAUAAGGAGGAAGGAUAUGAAGACGAUGAACUGGAUGACACCAACAUGAUGGCUGUUAAUGCCCAUACUGUAUCGUACCAGAAAAGACAAGCGCUUGUGACAUACUUUGAACACAACAAAGCUGGAAUCACUGUAUAUGGGUUCAUGCUAGAUAGGAGUUGGCUGCAUACAAUAUUUGUGAUUCAGUUAUCUCUUACGCUUUGGAUACUCAACAAGACAAUUGGUAUUUCGUGAUUUCCCCUCAAUCCCAUGUAUGCUGCAUCACUUUGCAUGUAUAUAUAUAUAUAUACAAAACCCAUUACGUACAUUGCGUGAUUUGCCAAAUUUUGAAAGCACUUGCUGUAUUUGGUAUAUGGGUUUCUUAAAGUUGGAGUUUUUGGAGUCAAGAUAUGGAGGUAUUUGCACUAAUGGAGUGUAUGUGUAUUUAUAUCAGUGUCAAAAGUUGCAGGGUUGUUUUUUGGCUUUUAUACGCCUUUUUUAAAAAAAUAAAGAUUUGGAUCAUUUCUCUAUU